Molecule: messenger RNA, 1167 nt
Organism: Hippoglossus stenolepis (Pacific halibut)
Lineage: Eukaryota; Metazoa; Chordata; Actinopteri; Pleuronectiformes; Pleuronectidae
Product: olfactory receptor 6B2-like
Exons: 4
Coding region: 1-1167 (388 amino acids)
Biological process (GO): G protein-coupled receptor signaling pathway
Cellular component (GO): membrane
Molecular function (GO): olfactory receptor activity; G protein-coupled receptor activity
Source: RefSeq, a predicted model, not a curated record
AUGGAAAAUGUUUCUAUCGUUAGAAAUUUCAUUCUGGUCGGUUUCAACGAGUCAUUUAAUUACAGAAUAACGCUCUUCUCACUCACUUUACUGUAUUACUGUAUGAUUCUGUUUUUCAACAUCUCUCUCAUCGCCAUCAUUAUCUCAGAUGAAGACCUGCAUGAACCGAUGUACAUCUUGUUGUGCAGUUUUUGUUUUAAUGGACUUUACGGGACCACAGGUUUCUACCCUAAAUUUCUUCUAGAUCUGCUGUCGCCUGUUCAGGAAAUCUCCUAUGCAGGAUGUCUCCUCCAGGCUUUUGUCAUGUACUCGUUUGCCUGCUGUGAGUUGUCCAAUCUAGCAGUUAUGGCCUAUGACAGGUACCUGGCUAUAUGUCGACCGCUGCACUAUCACUCUCUGAUGUCCAAGAGGAGGCUCUCUCAGCUGGUGUGUUUCUCCUGGCUCACACCUUUCUGUGUUUUCUCCAUCAAUGUCGGGCUAACGUCCAGACUGAAGCUGUGUGGCAAUAACUUACAGAAACUCUUUUGUGUGAACUGGGUCAUCGUUAAACUCGCCUGCUCUGAAGCCGACACAUUUUCAAACGAGGCAGUUGCAUCUUUUAUAAUUUUAAUCUAUUGCUUUCAUGGAGUUUUCAUCAUUUGGACGUACAUGCAUCUUAUUAGAACUUGCGUGAGGUCCAAAGACGACAGUAGAAAGUUCAUGCAGACGUGUCUGCCCCAUUUGAUUUCUAUGAUCACGUUCCUUGUUGUGAUAGUUUUUGAUUUGAUGUACAUGCGGUUUGGCUCCACAGAUUUGCCUCAGGGCCUUCAAAACUUCAUCGCUAUAGAAUUUCUCCUCAUUCCUCCGCUCAUGAAUCCUCUAAUAUACGGAUUCAAACUGACCAAAAUACGAAAUAGAAUUCUACUCCAGUCUUUCACAUUUCCCACAACACCUCUGUGUCCUCAUCUUCUGCACAAACACGUGUGGGUUAGAGCUGGAGUCUGUGUCCACUCCUCUCCAGGAAGGAACCUGUGUGUUACCAAGCAGCCCUCCACAGACCACCCUCUCAGUUGGAUGGGGACUUUUGGGGUCAUUGUCCUGAAGGAAGACAAACCUAAGGUACAGUCUGAGGUCCUGAGCACUCAGGAUCUUCCUCAGCUUUCCCUCCACCCAGAGAAGUUCCUUUGA